AUGGCGAGACGACUUCAUUAUAACGGUCAAACCUGGUCACACCUUCGGCCUACUAUGCCUCGAAUCGUCGAUAUGGUCAAUCUUCUGCAUAAAACACAUUCUACAAGUUGUAACGGGAUGCCACAACUGGGUAUACUAAAUGUACGAGUCCAUUACUGUUACAACGCAUACCAACCAACGGGGUGUCGAAGUAGUGAGAGUGCGGACAACCCUGGGCCAGGAUCCCGAGAUGUCGAGUCUGCGAAUACAGCACCUGUCAUCAUUCAACAGGCCGUCUGCGUUGCCGGAGGGUCAACUGAUGCUUCCAAUACUACUCUUACGCCACAUGGGGUCGAUGCCUUGCGCGGUGGAAAAUCGGAACGACAAACCGUGCGCGGUCAUGCCGCCAUCCUUAAGUCGCAGGUGAUAUUUAUUUCUCUACUGGUCCAAAGCGGGCGACUUGGUGACGCAAACUUUUCAUUCCCAGGCAGUCCUCAUAAUUGUGUAGUAUCCGAUGUGUUUCUCCAAACACUCACUACGAAUAUCAUUACGUUCAUUCAAAUUGGCGCGGAUGCGAAGCCAUUAAGUGUGCUACUCAUUGAUGGCGGGGUGCGCGUUCCAUAUAAACGCCAUAACCCUUACCCAAAUCUACCCUUGGACUCGCCUACCCGCUGCCAUGCCCUGAGAAAAUAUCUGGUCAAUUCAUUUAUCCCGCUUGCUAAAGUUACAGAUAUCGGUUGCUGUCAUUCUGCAACCCUCCAGGAUUCCAGCCUAGUCACUGAUUACGCCCCUGAGACUUGA
Messenger RNA from Pseudomassariella vexata, 780 nucleotides. RefSeq lists its product as uncharacterized. The coding region runs from base 1 to 780 and encodes 259 amino acids. The record is from RefSeq and is a predicted model, not a curated record. The transcript has 4 exons. NCBI's taxonomy places the organism in Eukaryota, Fungi, Ascomycota, Sordariomycetes, Amphisphaeriales, Pseudomassariaceae.